AAUGCGAGCUGUAUUGAGCCUCGCAGUUCAGUGCCUGCAUUCCUCUCUUCGUCAAAGCCUGCUUUAAAGAAAGAAAAAAAAUCAUAAAUAAUAACUCAUGCGGACUGGACUAAACCAUAAAGAGAGUCGACUGGAUUUAUGACAGAACUCGUGUCCAACGGAAAUAUAUGCGCAGGAGAAUUUGUGAAGCAUUUUGAUUAUUUUCGUUUUUAUUUUUUAUAAACAGAAAGCAAGCGAGAGGAGGUUGAAAAAUAAACAUAAACGGCGCUUUUUACCCAUUUAAAAAGAAAACAAAAUGGCUGAUGACAGCAACCGAUAACAAGGGCAAAACGACGCUGUCCCCUUUAAGAGCAAAAAAAGGUACCAAUUAUUUUUUAUACAAGUUAAACAUCAAAAUUGGACACUUCGUUUCCUGGCUAUUGUUUGUAACUGUACAGUCGGAAAGGUGUAUUCCUAGGAGAGGAAUGGUGGUAAAAUAGUAAAUCACUGUCUCCUGGAGAAUUAUUUCGCGUAGUUAAAUUAAGACAGAUAGGUAAUUGUGUCAGCUAGGUGAGGUGCGAACUAGCUGCCAGACCAGAGCCGAAGGGGGCCGAACAGAGGAAAAGAACGUAGCUUAUCUGUGCUGUUAAUAGGUUUUCUUGAUCACGGUAUCAGGAGCUGUGUUCAUUUACUUAUACACAUUAUCUGCCUGUCGAGCUAGCGUCAUUAAAAGCAGCGUUUAACCAGGUCCAUUUCCUUUUAUGCUGGGAGGGAAUUAAAAUGUCUAGAAAUGAAUAGAUAAUGCUGUAUGUUAUAGACUAUCGACUUACGAUGAAUAUAUUCUAAAUGUUUAUUUUUGGAAAUCAAAUACUUUUAUAAAAUCAUGUUAACUCACAAUAAGUAAAGAAAUGGCAGAGGCCUUGUGUACAGAUCGAUUUUUUAUGUGAUCGGAUAUUUUAAUAGCUAGGUUACGUUGUUUUAAAACAUAGCUGUACUGUUGCUAGUUAUUUCUGGGAAUCGAGCCCGACUGAUGCUGCUACGUGAUACAUGAUUUAAGGGCUAAGGGUAGUUUUCUAAGGUCAUACGUUUCCGAUUAUACCUAAAAAGAUCUGUUUUUGUUUUGUUUUUGUUAGAUAACAAGCAGUCGCAAGCGUAUUCGCGUCUAGAGAGAUUAACUUCAAAAUAGGCCCACCUAUAAAAAGUAAAAACAACUCUGACAAUAAAUAACUAUGCAUUUUGUUACAAUGUGCCGGUUUUCUUCCCAGCAUUGUUGUAAAUAAGAAUGACAGGGAUCACUGAUACAUAGUUACGCGCUGAGCCAGGGAAAAUGUGGGGGUUGGUGUCAUCAGCAUUCAUGUAGCUACGGUUAAUUCCUAUUCGUUUGCGCUGAACGUAAUUGUUGCAUCGUAAUGAGCUAAUUCUAGAUUAUUCUGAAUUCCAUUACUGUUUCGUCGACGAAGAUUUUAGAUUUACUUUGAUGUUGUUGGUUCUAUACGAGGUGUCGACAUCCUGGGAAACCCAUCGUUCGGGAAAAGGGAGGCAACUAGCUGGCAAGCUACGUCCUUUUUCCGAAAUCGGAUCUCGAAAUUUGGAAUGUUCGUUUUCAUCAGAGAUUUAGCCUAAUCUGUACGGAUUUUAAAACCAACGAGUAUUUUGAUGUGCUCCUUUUCGUCAGUUAUUGUGCCUUUGCUAGCACAAAUGUAGCUUAAAAAGCUGCUUGGAUGCCUGCGCAGCAUUGUACUUCGUCACAGUUGGGGAUUCAUUGGAGAAAAAUUUAGUAGCCUCGCAAAAGCUUUUGAUCUGGGUUGAAGAGCUAGGCUACGUCUCUCGUUAGUGUACAGUAGCCUACAACAGGGCGAAAGACUCGUUUAUUAAAGCACAUCAAUUAAUAUUAGACAUCAAAUCGAAGUCGGUUGGUUUUGUUUUCUGCUGUGGAAUUUGAUUCCUCCGACCUCAAGAGUGGAAGAAGCGCCCCCGUGGCUUCAUGAGGAAUUCUUAUCAGCCUUCCUGAAUGGACUUCCGAGGAUUUUACUGAGUAGCUAGCUAGCUAGCCUAGAUAAUUCAUAAAUAAAGACACGACAUAUUAGCCUACUUCAGUUGGACUAUAACCCGUCCUGCUUGGACUGUCGAUUCGUGUAAAACUGGAACAUUACUUAGGUUAACGACAGUCAGAAGGCGUCAUUUUUUCUAAAUUUCUUUUCUCUAAAGGACAUUCUGUCAGCUAGCCAAUUAAUGCGAAAUUUAGCCGGAAGUUUCUCAGAAGAGUUGAGAUGGCUGAAAACUGGAAAAAUUGCUUCGAGGAGGAGCUCAUUUGCCCCAUAUGUUUGCACGUAUUUACUGAACCCAUACAGCUGCCUUGCAAACACAACUUUUGCCGUGGAUGUAUCAGCGAGGCCUGGUCGAAAGAUACGGGUAUGGUGCGUUGCCCGGAGUGCAACCACGCCUACAACCAGAAACCAAGCUUGGAAAAGAAUCAUAAAUUAUCAAACAUCGUAGAAAAAUUUAACGCACUGAAUGUGGACAAACCACCUGCAAUAUUACAAUGUAUCCUCUGUCGGCGAGGGCCACCGCUCCCGGCGCAGAAAGUUUGUCUCCGCUGCAAUGCACCAUGCUGCCAGUCCCACGUUCAGACACACCUUCAGCAACCUUCCUCCAAUCCGGGUCACUUGCUAGUCGAGGCCGAGGAUGUACGGGCCUGGAGUUGUUCUCAGCACGAUGAAUACAGACUGUAUCAUUGUGAAGCGGAGCAAGUGGCCGUCUGCCAGUACUGCUGCUUCUCCAGAUGCGCUGCCAUCAACGGCCAUGACGUUUGCGACGUGGAGGUCCGGCGCAACGACAUCAGACAAAUUCUGAUGAAGCAGCAGGACCAGAUAGAGGAGAGAGUGCAGGACAUCGAGGAGCAGCUAUACAAGCUGGAGUCAGACAAGUGUCUUGUUGAGGACAAGGUGCAGCAGCUGAAGGAGGAGGUGCGGGUGCAGUACCAGAAGGUCCACCAGCUCCUGGAGGAGGACCUGGGGCGGACGCUGGAGGUUCUGGACAAGGCCCGGUCCAAAUUCUGCCAGGAGAACUCGGCCCAGGCCCGGCAGCUGAACGAGCGGCGUCAGGAGGCCAAGAAGCUCCUGAGCUCCGUCCAGGUGGUGUUCGACAAGGCCGAGGACAUCAACUUCAUGAAGAACACAAAAUCUGUGAAGAUAUUAAUGGACAGGUCACAGUCGUGCGUCGGUAGCGCCCUUCCUCCUCACAAAGUGGGUCACCUCAACUCCAAACUCUUCCUGUCUGAGAUCUCCAAGAGAGAAAAGAACCUGCGGAAAAUGGUGGAAGCUCCGUUCAGCGCCCCGGCCCAGUUCCUCCAGAGCGUUCCGGCGUACUCCUGCAGCCUGGGGGGAUCGGGGGCGGAGAAGCGCAAGCACUCGACCGCCUUCCCCGAGGGCGGGGCCGCCGGCUUCCUGGAGCCAUCCUCAGGGGCCGGGGCCAAGCAGCAGUACCUGGGCCAGGGCGCGGCUCCGGGCGAGGGCCAGUCCUCCCAGCCCGUGGGGCCCUGCGGCUCGGCCCAGCACAUGGUGGGCUCCCAGGCGGGGCCGCACCCGGGGCCCGUCUUCCCCCCGCCCUCGCACUACCCCAACGGCGCCUCCUCACAGCAGACGGUGCUGCCCCAAUACGGCGGCCGCAAGAUCCUCAUGUGCACCGUGGACAACUGCUACUGCUCCGGGGUCCCCUCCGUGUCCAACCACCGGGGCCACCCGCCCUACCCGCGCUCGGGCUCCUUCCCCUGGACGGUGAGCUCCCAGGAGUACUCUCACCCGCUGCCCUCGGCCCCCUCCAUGCCCCAGUCGCUCCAGGGCCUCUCCAUGCGGGACUGGAUGGACUCACAACCGCACAGGCACCCCGACUUCUACGGCCUCUACGGCCAAUCUUCCACCAAGCACUACGUCACCAGUUAACCUUCCGGAGUUCCGCGCCUCGCCGGGAAGGGGGAUUUAUUGGGUUUUUCCUUUUUUGUGUUUUUGUUUUGUUUUGUUUCGGAAGUGGGUUUGGAGUUAUGCUGAAAGAAGGGGCACAUUCUCACGUCACGUACACACACGCAGGGUAGGAACGCCGGCCAAAUGCUGGUCAUUUUUACCUGUGGCUGGUGAGUUUGUCUGCUCUACCAGCCUCUUUGGCAGGUAACCACUAGUCAGUCCCCACAGGAUUCUGAAUUUUCUUUCUGAUUGUUCUUGUGAAAUGACUGAGUUUGUGGCGGUAUUGUCCAGAUUUUUGUGCCAAAAUGUGCAUUUUUUUCUUUUUCUUCUUUUAAUUUAUCACCAUUUUUACAGAAAUUUCAUAUUCGCUAAAUUUAUAUUCACAAAAUUCAAAUAGCAAUACAUGAUAAAAACAGGCAAUUUGCAUGGAGUAGCCUAAACUUGGUCAUUUUUGUGUCUCAAUAGGCUAGGCAUUAAAUAUUUCUACACAAAAUAUGAACUUCCUUUGAACUUGGACUUCACUUAGACGCAGCAAAUUUUGUAGCUAUGCUAUUUAUUAGAUGCUUUAAUCCAUUUACAAAUAGAUAUGAAAUACUUUUGAUUAACACUGAAAUUCAUGAAGCACAGCUGAGUCUGUCCUUAACCCUUUAACCCAAAUUAUUUACAAUAUUUUUCAUCAUUCUAAUAUUAAUAGAGAGCAAGCAAGCCCACUAGUUAUAAUAAAUAGUUCAAUAUUGCACACGAUUGAGAUUCAAUAGGCAGGUUAACAAAUGGACAGUGCACAUGUGAUUUGCGAUUUUACAUUGCUUUUUUCCUCAUUUUAUGUGAGAUGUAUAUGGAAAAAUGACAAAUUAAUUUUCUGAUUGGCAAAAAACUGGAGGGACUGUCUAGUUGUCUGGCAAAAUGGUAAAAUUGACUGGGUGAAUUUUGGAAUGCACCAUCCACUGCAGCCAGUGGCCUAAAAAGUUAGUUUCCUGCAAUGCAUACACACAAACACAUAUUAACACGCACCCACACACACACAGGGUUGUCAGUAUAACGUGUGGACGUUUAUGUUUGUGUGUAUAUAUUUGUGUGUGUGUGUGUGUGUGUGUGUGUCUGUCUGUCUUUAUGAGUGAGGUCAAUCCCUCUCUUUGGGUUUCCCUCCCAGUUCUUCCAUCACUUACCUUCUUAACGACCCCCACUCCGCACACCACACCCCCAAUUUUUAGUUUUUUUAAAAAGGGAAGGCGUUUUUUAAUCCUGGCUCUUUUCAUUAUUUUAAAAUGAAACUUAAGAGACAGAGGUUUUCUGGAACUGCUGCAGAUUCUGUGGACCCACAGAAGGUCGUUUCAUUUGGGGAAACUGGGGUUUGUUUCAUUUCCCUCCUCACCCUCCCUGCCCCCUUUUCCGCGGGAUGGCGAGUGGGGGUGGUCGGCCUUUGUUUAAACCAAGCGGAUUUUUUUCUCUUCCUCCCCCGAGUUGAGACGGUUUUAAGAUUCGGGAUCACGCAGUGUCUGGCACGUCACAAGUCUGGAUCCGGAGAUUUUUAUUAUUAUUUUUCAUUUUAAAAGUUGUGGGUUCUUCAUCUUCUCUGAGAUAUGUUUAGGGAAGUUGUUGCUUGAAAACAUCCCUGCAGGGGUUUUCUUCUUCUUUUUUUUUGGCCACAGGCAUCCUCCUGUUGGUGGGUGGUCUGGCUCAAUGCAGUCCGGGAGUUGGCCUUUCCAGACUUCAGUCAGUUAACCAACGUGGCCCCACCCAGCAGGACAGAAUCUGCCAGUAGCCCAAGAGAAAACGCUGCUGGUUUCUUGUGGAGGGGGGUUUCUGAAGCCAUUUUGUUUUAUUUUGCUAUGAUUGUGAAGAUGGGGAGGGGGCCUCUUUUUUUGUUUUAUUUUGCAAAGUAAAUGCCGUGAAGAGAAUCCUAACACUGUGGAUUGAAAAUCUUCAAAGGUUUAUGAUUUCUCACGAAGGCUCCCAACUUUAAAGGAAAGUCUGGAUCGUGGUUUGAGCAGUCUGCAUUGAAUGCACAGAACCUCCUCAUGGACAACAGACAGAAUAAUAAUAAGAAAACUGCUUCAGCAUCUGAGAUGGAUGCUUUCAUUGUACUUCCUGCAGAUUGAUGUCACUUCCUGCACCAAGCACAUGAGCUCUCAACUUCCUGUUUGUAGCUGUAAGCAUGUGGGAAAGAGUUUAUGAGCACUCAAAACUGCAAGCGGUUAAAAUGGGGGUGUAUGUAAGGGUGGGGUUGGGGGGGAUGGUGGAUGUUGGGAAUGGGUGAAGCUUUUUCAUUCAUUUUAUAUGAAAAAUAGACUUGGACUGCUACAACUUGUGUUAAAAAUGGUCAAUGUGCUUAAAAAAGCAAGUAUUAAAAAAGCUGGUUGACAAAAAAUGUAUACAAGAUCUUUUUGUAAAUAUUUUGUGAAACAAAAUUUAAGGACAUGUAAUUUGGGAAAAUAAGAAAAAAAUGUUCCAAAUAAAUUGUGGUUUCAAAUAAAUGGUAAAAUAAU
This is a messenger RNA of Conger conger (European conger), 6424 nucleotides long. RefSeq names its product tripartite motif containing 8b (gene trim8b). Bases 2250 to 3920 code for a protein of 556 amino acids. Lineage: Eukaryota; Metazoa; Chordata; Actinopteri; Anguilliformes; Congridae. The record is from RefSeq and is a predicted model, not a curated record. The transcript is spliced from 6 exons.